This is a messenger RNA of Lichtheimia ornata, 1017 nucleotides long. RefSeq lists its product as uncharacterized. Gene Ontology annotation, cellular component: extrinsic component of endoplasmic reticulum membrane; endoplasmic reticulum palmitoyltransferase complex. Bases 1 to 1017 code for a protein of 338 amino acids. The record is from RefSeq and is a predicted model, not a curated record. Gene Ontology annotation, biological process: protein targeting to membrane; peptidyl-L-cysteine S-palmitoylation. NCBI's taxonomy places the organism in Eukaryota, Fungi, Mucoromycota, Mucoromycetes, Mucorales, Lichtheimiaceae. The transcript has 5 exons.
AUGGCUGCUUCAUCAUCGUUGCCAUCAUCUUCUUAUCCAUCCACAUCCAGCUCAAAAACGAUAUACGACAAUUUCUCUUCAACAACAGCCAUGGCUUUUGCUUGGCAGCACAAACGACAGCAACAUCGAUACACCGAUACAUGUCUUUUUUAUCCACCCGCAUUUAGUUCUCGACAUCGACAUGGCUACGUGCGUCGCUACUCUACAACCAGCAUUGAUAGCGGCAUGACUACCACCUCUACACGCUCAGGGCAUAGUAGUUUGCAUCGCAAAGCCAUGUCACUUGAUACAUUGCCAGUCUUAUUACAACAACAACAACAACAGAACGAAGGGUUUAACCCGUUUAUAUCAAGGCGCCAAGAAGAGCAACAUGAUGUGUCAAGUAAUAACAACAACAACAACAUGCCAUCAUCUCAAUCGUCUUUUUCAUUGGCGACCCACAAGAACACAGCUAGUGGUAUCAACGACAUUGGCCAACAGAAUGCCAUGGCUACACGGUCGCACCCGAUACCGCCACCAUUACAGCAGCAGCAACAGCAACAGCCAUUGUCGCCACCACCCCCAACAGCACGCAUGUCAGAGGAUUACUCACGACGCACAUCUCGUCAGUCCAUCCACGCCACCAUGAUUGACAUGGCUCGACCCUGGCCUACACGAACGAUACGUAUUGAACGUGAUUAUUCUCGAGGUGAUGGUGUCACUCGUUUCAGUACAGAGUUUCCCAUAGAACUUCAUGGCAAGAUUACAGCAAAUCAGUUCCAGCACACCAUGGAUACCAUCAACACCAUCAUGUAUCGAGCUGAAAAGGUGUCACUCAAUGUCUUUGACAACAUUAUGGAAUGCUUAACAAUAUACAUUUGGCCAAUGUUGGUUACUACCCAUUAUCAAAAGUGUAUCAAACAACUCGCACGCUUUAUCGACUCUGAAAAUGAACUUUUAUAUCAUGCCAAGGGCCUCUCGAUAUCCGAUCCUGUUCGUUGUGCUUUCCUUUUUCUCGAGAUCCGGAUAUACGAUUGA